ACAGGCUCGGGCAGCGGUUUGCAACAGCGCAUGGUAGGAAACAUAACAGUUGGGUGAUUCUGGAAGAAAUCUGGAAAUGGAGGAGGAAGUGUUAGGUGCAGAGAAUGGAGUGGGCUGAUCUCACAUGCAGAUGCACUUGAAGCUUGUGUUGGUCUUGGUUGAUGACAUCAUCAGAAGUAUGUCUGAGCACAAUGGAGAGGUCACAUCGAUCCGUGUCCUUAACAAAACAGCUGGAGGUCAAGAAAAGAGGAACCUUUAAGAUUUAAUCAAUGUUUUCUCUACAGCUGCUGUCUGUCUGGAGUCUCUGAUUUUCAGUGUUUUCAUCGCUUGUCAUAUAAUGCUUACAGAUAAGGGAUUGUCUUUAAAAACAAUGACAAAAAAAGAUAUAUUUUACAACACAUUGUUUCAUUGUACCUUUACAGAAAAUUAUUCCAUAAUAUCUAAAUUUGGGGGUGGGGUCCCUUUUGGCUAAACUAAGUUAUUAACAAGUCACAGUAGUUUAGUCUAAGAUAUAUUUUGGUAGAGUACUGUUUGCUGAGGUGAUGUAGUUGUUAAGAUAAUUCUUGUAUCUGUACUAAAUGUUCCUCAUGCAAAUGAGUAAUUUCCUGAAUUUACCAUCUGCUCCAACUAAAGUUCCUAAUAUGAUUCUUAUGUGGGGAUCUGGUACAAACCCUAUGGAGUUUAUCAGAUAUUGUGGACACAUGUACCAUGCUUAAGCAAGUGCAAAUAAGUUGGAAAUUUCCAUCCUAAUGUUUCAAAAUAAAAUAAAAAAGUAAAGCUACAAUGUUCCAUGUUUACUGGUUUCUAAUUUUGAUCACAGUUUUAUUCCCAAAACGUGUUUUGUUGAAGUGUCUCUGUUAUAUCCCUGCUGAAAAAACAAUAAAACCAUUACAGAAAACUCUAAUGGUUUACAUUAAAAUACCAAUAGGAACCUUUAGCUUUUACCAUUACAACCACUACACUGUACUGUGUUUUGGGUCAUAUUCCAUUAGAACCAAUACAAUUCCCAAUAAAACCAAUAGAAUUUCUGUGACGGUGUCUGUUGUUUUUUUGGCAGGGAUUUUAAAACAUGCUAGCAGAACGUUGGUAUACGCACAGCUAAUAUUCAUUCAAAUUUCGAUUGAAUUGAAUCUUAUUACAAACAUAAACAACUGUUUAUAAAUGCUAUCGUACGUUCAACACUAUGAAGUAGCGAUCUGCGCAUGCGCAGGCUAAAACUCCUGUUUUUAGGAAGUCAGAAACUCUGGCGAAGCGACUUUUCCCUUCUGGCCUGUAGGAAUAUUUACGGAUCGUUAAAUGAAGAAUUUCAUUAUAAAUCUCACAUUUUGAGAACAAAGAAGAGCAUCGUGUAACGUUACUUGUAUUAAGACACAAACUGCAAUGUUAAAGAGCGAUAUAAGUUACUUCUUCUGCUCACCUGGAUCUGAUGUUUGUGUGGAGGACUGAUAUCUGACUGAAGAUCACCUUGAAUCUCCAGACUGCUGUUGUCGAUCAUGUGGAUCCUGCUGUGUUUGAGCUUCAUUUCAGUCAUGACAGACUCUUGCACGAGCCACAGUUCGUUCACAUGUGAGCCAGUGCGUGUGCAGUGGUGUCAUGGCAUGCCUUACAACAGCACGUUUUUCCCCAAUAUGCUUGAACAUUAUGACCAGGACAUCGCUGCCAGUAUGAUGAAGCCCUUCAUGCCCUUGGCUAACCUGCGGUGUUCCCCUGACGUGCAUCUCUUCCUCUGUCAAUCAUUUGUUCCUGAGUGCACAGAACACACGCAUGUCCUGCGUCCGUGUAGAGAGCUGUGCGAGCGCGUGGUGUCUGACUGCAGCAGGGAUAUGCUCACGUUUGGAAUCAGCUGGCCUUUAGAAUUACAGUGUGACAGAUUGGAAUCAUGCCACUUUUCUCCUGCUGGUUCUGCAGUUUCGCCUAUCGAAGACGCAACCAUGCCCAGAAGCUCUCUCAAUGCCAAUCGGGACCUGGGUUUCUGGUGCCCUCUUCAACUGAAGACUCGCCCAAGUCAGGGCGGCUCUUUUCUCGGGGCUCAAGACUGCGCGCCUCCAUGUGACAACAUGUACCUGAAAGCACAUGAAGUUCACUUUGCUAAGACCUUCAUUGGCGUGUGCUCUGCUGUGUGCUUGUGUGCGACCCUCUUUACUUUUUUAACCUUCCUCAUUGAUGUGAAGAGAUUUCGCUACCCCGAGCGGCCCAUUAUCUUCUACGCCGUUUGCUACAGUUUCGUCUCUUUAAUCUAUUUCGUUGGUUUUCUGUUGGGUAACCAGGUCGCCUGUAACAAGCCUAGCAUGCCGGGGCGCGUGUCGACUGUGGUACUGGGCACCCAGAACCGCGGCUGCUCGCUACUCUUUAUGCUGCUGUAUUUCUUUUCGACCGCAGGAAUGGUGUGGUGGGUCAUUCUGACCAUCACGUGGUUUCUAGCGGCGGGGCCCAAGUGGAGCUGCGAAGCCAUUGAGAAAAAGGCAGUGUGGUUCCACACGGUCGCCUGGGGACUUCCUGGAGCGCUCACGAUCACGCUGUUGGCGCUGAACAAAGUUGAGGGAGACAGCAUCAGCGGCGUGUGUUUCGUCGGCUUGUACGACCUGCCGGCGCUGCGCUGGUUUGUUGUGGCUCCUCUGGCAGUGGGGGUGCUGGCCGGCCUCUCGCUGCUUCUGGCGGGAAUCGUGUCUCUCAACCACGUGCGUCAGGUGAUCCAGCACGACGAACGGAACCAGGAGAAGCUGAAGAAGUUCAUGAUCCGCAUCGGAGUGUUCAGCGGUCUGUAUCUUCUACCUCUGCUAAUGCUGCUUGGCUGCUACCUGUACGAACAGGCUCGCCGUGGCACCUGGGAGAAUACCUGGAUCAAUGAGCGCUGUCAGGAAUAUGGCAUCCCCUGCUCCUACAGCAGGACUGAUGCGGACCGUCCUGAGCUCUCGCUGCUUCUCAUGAAGUAUCUCAUGACGCUGAUUGUGGGAAUAUCAGCUGUGUUUUGGGUGAGCAGUAAGAAAACCUUCUCAGAGUGGGCAUCAUUCUUCACCAGAACUCGCAAAAAAGAUCCCAUCAGUGAAAGUCGUCGUGUUCUGCAAGAGUCCUGCGAGUUCUUCCUCAAACACAACAGCCGCGUGCAACACAAAUCAAAGCACUACAACCCAUCCUCGCAUAAACUCAAGGUCAUCUCCAAGUCCAUGGGCACCAGCACAGGCGUUCCUACACCUGUGGCCAGUAACCAUGACAACACACCCGUGUCUAAGGCCAUCAGCCAGAACCUCUCAGAUCGCCAUCAUUCCUCCGAGACGUCUGCAAGAGAACGUGCCGAGCCGACGCCGGCCGAGAGAUGCGGUUCCAGUCAGGUCAUCAGCCGCGCCGAAAGCCUCCGCAGGAUGACGGUGAAAGAGAGUUUGCUGGAGACUGGACAAUGCCCCGCUCAUAGCAUCAACUCCCAAUGAAAUCCCAGAAUGGCUGUAACGUCCGGUUGGGACUCAUUCUCUGUGGUUACUCUUGAUCUGUCUAUGCAGCAUUGGAAGAGUGACUGAAAUUCCUGUUAUGCGUUCAUGCAGUUGAAAUCUUGACGGUAGAAUCCCUUUUUUAGACUUUCAGCUUUAUAAGGACAACAUCAACUUGUCUGCAUUUCUGGAGCGGCAGGUUAGGUAUUGCACAUUCCUUACCUUUUUCAUCACUGGAAAUUAGUCGUUACACUGGAUUUUGGCCUAAACAACAAGAACUGAAGCCACUGGAAAGGAUUUGUGCUUGGUUUAAAGUUGUAUAUGAUUCUUGAAAUGCAUGAAAAAGUGGAAAAAGUUGGACGGAGUACAAGUGUACGGAGUCAUUUGCUUACAUUUGUACAAGAAAUUUAAAAUGAUCAAAGCUCAGAAAGUCAUGUUUCUCCAGGCUUGUACCCAAAUUAGUCUUACGCAUUUGCAAAAGAGCUUUUUUGAGCUUAAAAUAUCUCAUUGCACGCACAAAAAAGUGUCAAACAACUAAUUGACAGGUAGUUUUUAAAUGCAUCUCAAAUAUGUUCAGUGCACGGCUGCAUGAAAGUCCUAAAGCUAAGAAAUCCCUUAGAUAUAAGGUUAAGGAUAUCCUCCGAAGGAGUGAAUUCCUGAUAUCUGCCUCCUUUUACUUCCAGCCUUUUGAAUACUUUUUAAUCAGAUCAAUAUUUAUCAUCCCAGAAAUUCAAGUGAUUUAAGUAAAUUCUUCAUGCUUAUAUGAAAUAAGCCUGUUUCUCAGUGUUAAAAUCACAAGUAAAACAAUUAUUUCUUGCCAUAUAAAUAUAACUGUGCAUUCUGUGAGAGAGCACUUUUUAUCAUAAUGUUUUAUUACACUUUCCAAACAAACUGUGCUCUGAGGAUGGUAAGAUUCUGUGCCUAAACUUGAACUGCUUGCUCUCAUAAUGUUACUUGGACUAGAUGUGUUCUGAACUGUGUACUGUACGUCCAUACGUGUGGAAGUUUAUCUAUAGGUCAUCCAGUCAGAAUCAUGAAGUUUGGCAUAAUGACGGCGUUUUUAGGGCUGCCCUCGACCAAAGAUUUUCCUAGUCGAUUAGUAGUCGUUCAUUUUCGCUAUUAUUCUACUAAUUGCACGUUUAUGAUACUCAUUUAUUAUUUAAAUAUAUACACGGUGGAGGGGCAUCUGAUUUGAACGUUGUGUGUAAUAUUUCUAACAUUAUUUUAUGUUACAGAGACAUACUGAACCAUAAUAAGCCUUUGAAAUAUAAAUUAAGCGCUCAUGUUUAAUAAAUGCAAAGUAUUACCAUCAGUUACAAUGUACAGCUUACGCUCAAUUCAAAUGAAAUUAGUUUUACCUGGUGACCUCUAGUCAUUUUUAUAAUUGCGGAGGUUGUCUGUGAUCUUAGCCAUGUCUCUAAUUUUUCAAGUAAAAAUUCUCCCGCAAGUGACCUACCAUAUUUCGUCGAACGCCGAGGUCCUGUGAUCAUUUAAGUACUUUAGUGUGAAUCUGCCUCUCUGUAAUUUGGCCAGGAUUUGGCAGGUUCACAUAUAAUUGAACUGCUGCCACGCUAGUGAAAUUUUAUGGGUGUCGCUGGUGAUGGGUAAAACCAUUUUGAGGGGCAGGAGGGAUUUUAAAUCUGCGAUUUCUGCUUGAGAGGAGUUUGGUGCGGGUCUCCUUGGCCUUCAACAUGUAGGCUAUGAACUUAAAAUAUACUUAUAAAAUAUUAUCUGAUUUAUAAAUGGCAAUGGGGGUGGCAAGACUGUAUCCCAGGGGUGGCAGCUGCCACCCCAUAGAUUCGCCCCUGCUUAACUCUCCUAACCUCGAUAAGAAAAAGACUAAGUGUUCACUUAAGGAACCAUAAGUUCUGCUAUGCAUUGCUACAAAGUCCUAGUACCCAUUUUAAAUGAAGGGACUAUAUAUAACAGGUCCCUUAACGUCACACGCGAUGUCUGAUUUUAUGGUUAUUUAAGAAAAGUAAGUAGCAACACACACUUCUAACGAUCAAAAUAAUCCCUUAGAAAAAAAGUUAUGCACGUUUUUAGGAGAAUAUCGGUUUGAUCGUCAGUCAAUCCAAAGUUUUAAUUACUUUGAAGAUUUAUACAUGCAGUACUUUACGGUUUGUUAUUUGUGAAAUUUCAUUGUACACAAAUUUGGUAAUUAUAGAAACCAUUUUCCAAAAUGCUUAGUAUAAACACCAAUAAGGGUGAGAGUUAAAACGUUUGUUGCAACAAUCUUAAAGAAAUUAUUUGUCCCCCUCAGAAAACCCUCACUUAAGGAUUUUCAUGCAACCGGGCACAGGUCUGGGAUUUUUGCUUAUCCAAAGUAACUUACAGUAUGUUGAAGAUAUAUAAAUUUUUUUUAUCCCUAAUCCUAGGGGAUUCAAACCUUGUAAUGCUAAUGCAAUGCUCCACCAUUGCUACAGGAACACAUUUGUAUAUGGACUUUACUUUCUGCACAAGGACAUUGUCAUGCUGGAACAGAAAAUGAUCUUUCCAACAAAGUUGCCUAGAAUGUGUUAAACCAUAUAAUUUAUGUUAACACUGCCUGCCUGAGUUACACAAAAAGAAAUGUAAAGUACGUAUAAAAGAGAUUAAAUGUAAUAUAUCUCAAUUAAUAGAUUUGAAUUGUUGUAGUUAAUGAUGCAUGUUCAUAUUGUGUACUGAAUCGUGCAAGUCAAAUACUGCUGUAGACUUGUGAUGUAUUUUACAAUAUUUCAUUUGUAAUUUUUAACGCUUUUGUCAAUAUAUGUUUGGUUCUGUGUCCAUCAAAUUCAGAAUGUAGUGCUUUUUUUGCAAAUGCUGAAGUGUUACUGUGAUCUUUGUUCACCGUCUGUAUUUCAAUAUCUUUUAAUAAAGCUGUCAUUAUGUUUUAGAAAUCACAGAAAAA
Molecule: messenger RNA, 6312 nt
Organism: Misgurnus anguillicaudatus (oriental weatherfish)
Lineage: Eukaryota; Metazoa; Chordata; Actinopteri; Cypriniformes; Cobitidae
Source: RefSeq, a predicted model, not a curated record